Suillus fuscotomentosus is the source of this 1452-nucleotide messenger RNA. RefSeq lists its product as uncharacterized. The record is from RefSeq and is a predicted model, not a curated record. The transcript has 7 exons. Bases 1 to 1452 code for a protein of 483 amino acids. NCBI's taxonomy places the organism in Eukaryota, Fungi, Basidiomycota, Agaricomycetes, Boletales, Suillaceae.
AUGGGAAUUACCCCACAACGCCCAAAACAUCGACCAUUUGUGGAAUCUCCACAAUUACCGUUGCCCAGACGUAUCAGGUUGUUUUUGGAAUUUUCAAUUUCAGCCAUUACUCAGCACAACCAAACAUUAGUUCAUUAUUCUAUUAUUGUCAUCUCUGUCGUUCCAAGGAUGCAGGCCGAUGAUCGCGAAGAUGAGAACGAGGACGGAUAUUAUACACACCAUUCAACAAAUCCUAGCGGGAGAAAUCAACAUAAAGACUGUCCUCCCAAAGGUGAUCAUAAAGUUGCCAACCUUCUUCGUGAAUAUCACCGGCAGAAUAUUUCGGAUCGUAAACUCAUAAGCAAGCUAUUACAAGCUGAACAUGGCAUUAAAAUGAGUGAAGCAACAGUCGCUCGUCGUAGAAGAGAACUGGGACUGUUUGGUAGCCACUUAACAGCGGCUCAACUCCCUGAGGUCACCAAACGCCAACUCGUGCUGGACCAACUAGCAGAUGAUCCUACUGGUCGUCGUGGACCACGGGUUGUGAAGGAACUCAUUGCAAACAAAACUGGAGUUAUGCUCCCGCGCAAAUACAUCAGAGACCAGAUGAUGUUGCAAGAACCUGAAGGUUUUGUUGUUCGCCAACCUACCAGCAAGAAGUUGUCUCGGAGGCCCCUGGUUGUCCUUGGCCCGCACCAUGAGUGGAGUGGUGAUGGCCAUGAUAAGCUCACUCAAAUUGGCUUUCCAAUUUGGGGAAUUCGUGAUGUUUGGUCAGGCAAAUGGCUCGGUAUCUGGGUCUUGCCAAACAACCGUCUUAAAGAUGCAAUUGCUUAUUUAUAUCUUUCUCUUUGUUAUCAGCUUGGUGGCAUCCCAAUUCAGACAACAACUGAUUGUGGUAGCGAGACUACGGAAAUUUAUGGAUUUGCCAAUGCACUUCGAGAACACUUCUCCCCCCAUCUGUCAUUGAACGAGCUGCCUGCACAUAAAUUUUUGAAGAGUGUCCACAAUACGACUAUCGAGCGUGGCUGGCUUCGUCUCCGUCUUCAGUGGGGAGACAAUGUCAAGGUAUUCUGGGAAGCAGGCAGUGGCAUCUAUGAUGAAAUGGACCUGAGACAGUAUGAUCUGGUCAAAUGGCUGUGGCCGAAACUAAUUCAGCAAGAGCUGAAUCAGCUUCAGGAGCAGUUCAACAACCACCAUGUUCGCAAGGAUUCUUCCAAGAAACUUCCAUCAGGUGUUUCUCCCAAUGUUGCAUUUGCCCUUCACGACGAGUAUCAAGCUGAGAACUGCCUACAAGCAGUUGACCGUGAGGUGGUAAGGCAGCUGAUGGAGAGUAUAGGUGGUGAGGAUCUUAUUCAUUUUGUUUCUGUCGAGUACGAGAAUCAUGCACAGACCAUUUUUACGAACCUUGGUUUCAAGGAGUUAUCCUUUCACAAUGUGUGGAACAUCUUUUCUGCUAUGUUACCUCUCAUUUAG